Messenger RNA from Cygnus atratus (black swan), 1479 nucleotides. RefSeq names its product RNA binding motif protein X-linked 2 (gene RBMX2). Bases 57 to 983 code for a protein of 308 amino acids. The record is from RefSeq and is a predicted model, not a curated record. Gene Ontology annotation, biological process: mRNA splicing, via spliceosome. Gene Ontology annotation, molecular function: RNA binding. Lineage: Eukaryota; Metazoa; Chordata; Aves; Anseriformes; Anatidae. Gene Ontology annotation, cellular component: catalytic step 2 spliceosome; precatalytic spliceosome; U2 snRNP. The transcript is spliced from 6 exons.
GCCCGCGGGAGCGCGCAUGCGCGGGGGUGGGCGGGCUCAAGCGCCCCGCUGCCGCCAUGAACCCGCUGACGAAGGUGAAGCUGAUCAACGAGCUGAACGCGCGGGAGGCGGAGCUGGGCGUGCAGGAGGCGGUGUCGUGGCACGCCGAGUACAAGGACAGCGCCUGGGUCUUUGUCGGUGGGCUGCCCUACGAGCUGACAGAGGGCGACGUGAUCUGCGUGUUCUCACAGUACGGGGAGGUGGUGAACAUCAAUCUGGUGCGGGACAAGAAGACCGGGAAGUCCAAAGGCUUUUGCUUCCUGUGCUAUGAAGACCAGAGGAGCACCAUUCUCGCUGUCGACAACUUCAAUGGAAUCAAGAUCAAAGGAAGGACAAUCCGAGUGGACCACGUGGCCAACUAUCGGCCUCCCAAAGACUCUGAUGAUUUAGAUGAGGUCACAAAAACUCUCCACGCAAAGGGCUGUGGAGUGAAAACGCCACCUCAUACGUCGUCUGAUUCUUUGUCAGAAGAUGAUGAUGUGCCAGCAAAAAAGCAAAAAGAUAAAGAGAAGAGUAGACAAGAAGGGCAAAAGCAGAGCUCGCAGUCUGUGAAGAGGGCAGUGUCUGCUGAGGAGGCACAUCCUAGAAUCAAGAUUAAAAAGGAGAAGGAGGAUCCUGCCUAUGACCGAUACGCCAGUGGGAGUCAUCAGUCCUGGAAUGGGUCUGAGAGGAAACAUGCGAGCAGGAUGCAACGAGAAGAGGAAGAGCAGAGGCAUCAGAGGCAGUCAGAGAGAAGAGGGGAAAAGAGCUCCCAGGAACACAGGGGACAAUACAGUUCGCGGGAAGAGAGAGAAGAGACUGGCAGGAAGAGUGAAAGGCACAGCAGCAGGCGAGAAGAGUAUCCUGAGGGGACCAGAUCCAGGGAUCAGCGGGAGAGUAGCACCAGAGAGCCCCAUCCCAGGCACAGGGAGCGGGGUUCCACUAGAGAUUCCAGCCACUACUGAGCUGUCAUGUGAGCACCGCCUAGGGCCAUGGCUGCUCCCACUGAGAGACAGCUGUGCUCUUUGAGCCUAGACAAAAACCUGCACAGGGUUUCCUGACACCUCUGUGAGGGUACCACAGCUGGUCCAUUCACCUCCCACAGCUUCGACUUUGUCUCUCAUUUUACUUUUUGGACAGGGGUCUCCUUGCUGUCUGUGCUGGCAGGCACACAGGUGUGGCAGGCUGUACCCUGCAGAGCGAAGGUGGUUGCUGAGGGUGGCAGGGUGCUGUUCUCCAAACUGCCCAGUGCCAUCCCGGUGGGAGCAUCCCCCAUCUCUGCAGUGAGAGGCUGGUGGGUGCCUGCAGGCCUGACACGAUGCCUGUGUGUCCCGGGUGCAUCCAGCGUGUCGUCCUUAUGUGAUGAAUCCCAAGAGAUGUGCUGUUGAGUAAGGGUGCUUUCUUUUGUUUAUUUUUUUAAACUCUUCUUAAUAAAACUACUCUGUUAACCAGAAGAGAGAA